Messenger RNA from Rhodotorula toruloides NP11, 1848 nucleotides. RefSeq lists its product as uncharacterized. The record is from RefSeq and is a predicted model, not a curated record. The transcript has 3 exons. Lineage: Eukaryota; Fungi; Basidiomycota; Microbotryomycetes; Sporidiobolales; Sporidiobolaceae. Bases 1 to 1848 code for a protein of 615 amino acids.
AUGUCGUUCAAGGCAGACGAGCGGCGCAGGUCGUCGGGGACGAGCAGGCUUGCUCACGCGAUGGGAAAUGCCCUGCGACGAGUCUCGCUCGUGCGAAGGCCCUCGUCCGAGAACACGACGCCGACGAGUAGCGCACUGGGCGACGGAAAGAGGCAAACGGACCAGCUGGACCGACCGAAACCCGGUCACAUCGCGAGGAAACCCUCCGUCGACACCGUCACGAGCAGGUCGAGCGUCUCGAGCUUGCAGGCGCCGACGUGCAAGCUGAACAGCUCGAGUCCUGCGUCCGAGCUGCCCAAGACCUGGGAGGAGUGGAACUUUGCGUACGCCAACGGCUUCAUCGACUUUGACGACCCUCCUCCUCCUCCCUCCGACCUCCGCACGUCCGAGUUCGUCACCUCGACCGGCCAAUUCCGCGCGCCCUUCCCUCUCAACGAGACCAAGCGUCAACGAGCAGUCGACUCGAUCGGCCUCUUCAACCACCCGUCGAAGAAGGCGGCUCGGAGGGGAUCGACAAAGGACCCGCUCAAGCCUGCAUCGCCUGCGCCGCCUUCCUACCCCGAACCCGACGGCGACAAGUCGCCAAAGUACGAGGAGGCGGUCGGCGAGGCGAUCAAGCGGCACGAGGGACCCGUCUAUCCUGCCCUGAAGAAGCUCGCCGAGGAGGCCAAGCAACGUUUCGGCGUCGAUGCGACGACCGUCUCGCUCAUGGACCGCGACAAGCAGGUCUUCCUUUCGGACGAGACGUGCGAGUUCUUGCAAGAGCGCGACGACGUUCCUCGAGAGCUCACGGCCUGCAGUCACGCGAUGUUGAAGGCGUCGACGGGGACGAAGGACCCUCUCGUUAUCCUCGACUUUGGGCAAGACUGGCGCUUCGAGAAGAACGGCUUCGGCGCGUACAGCAAGGGCUUCUAUGCAGCUGCACCAAUCAUGCUGCCCGCCUCGCUCGGCGACGACAAUGGCGCCUAUCCCGGCGGCAUCUUCUGUUUGCUCGGCGAGAAACCUCGAGUCAAGUUCAGCGAGGACGAUCGGCGCGAGCUUCAAGAGAUGGCGGACAAGGCAUCGAACGAGAUCAAGCGCUUCGCCGAAGAGCAGCGCGAGGAGCGCUGGCAGGAGCUGUCGAAGAAGCGCGGCGACUUUGCGCGACGGAACAAGCUCGCUCGUAAGGUCUCGUCGCAGCAGCAGAACCUCGACACGGUCGUCGAGAUGCCUACGCCGCCUCUCACGCCUACGAUGUCGAUGCUCGACUUGACGGACACGGCGGAGGACGAGUUGUUCGCCCAAGCAGACUCGGAGCGCGAACCGAGAAGGCCUUCGCUCGUCGAGUCAAUCGGCUCGAGCGCCUCGCUCGGUGACUUGCGCGCGACGUCGAACAUGCCGGUCUUUGGCGCGCGAGCGGACAACCUGUCGGGCGUCCUUGCUACUCCCGCCGACAACGUCCCGCCUGAGGUCGGCUCCGUCCUCGACCUCUCGACGCAGCUCGUCGCCGAGUCAAUCGAGAUCGACUUUGCCUACGUUGUCUCCGUCGAUCUCGCCUCUCGCUCCGCCAAACCCGUCCGCCUUCUCUCGUCGUACGGCACGCCCAUCCCUCCUCCGCUCUUCUCCCUCGACGCGCACAUCGAGGCUGCCAACUCGCCCCAAGCGUCGGUCCUCUACGUCAACGACGACGCUCAAGUCCUCGACGGCGACUUCUCAACUGGUCUCGUCGUCCGCAUCGGCAAGAAGGGGAACACGGGGUACCUCCUCGGAUGCUUUGCGGAAGACAGUCGGCGCGUCUUCAAUACGGAGGACCUGCUCUUCGCCCGCAGCUUUGCGCGCGACCUCGCCAAGUACCUGCCGGACCUGUAA